Aspergillus mulundensis is the source of this 807-nucleotide messenger RNA. RefSeq lists its product as uncharacterized. Lineage: Eukaryota; Fungi; Ascomycota; Eurotiomycetes; Eurotiales; Aspergillaceae. The coding region runs from base 1 to 807 and encodes 268 amino acids. The transcript is spliced from 2 exons. The record is from RefSeq and is a predicted model, not a curated record.
AUGCUCUAUCUUGCCUUCCUCCUCCUUGCCCUCUGGACCGCCUCUGCAUCUGCCUCAGCCCUGGCCCAAGGCGGCGGCCUUCCAUGCUCAGGCACAGUCCAGGGCUGUGCGAAUCGACUUCAGAAUAACCAAGCCCCUGGCGCGGCCUCCAAGUCGGCCGACUGCUCCAGUUUCCAACGGACCACUGUGUCUCUCCCCGCCACGACCGUCACAUCAACCGUAUCCACAGUGACAGUCACAGUCACGGAUUGCCCCGACGCACCCCCCGAGGGGAGAAGGCUCGCCGCCCGCCAGGUCACCGUCACCCCAACCGCAACCCCAACCUACCUCGACGGCCCCUGCACCACCCCCGGCAACUACGCCUCCGCCUGCUCGUGCAUCGGCAUCCCCCCAACCAUCACAACGGUGCCCGGCCCCACCGAGACGUCCUCCGUCACCGCGACCGUAACCGUCACCGUCGCCCCAAUUUGCGAGGGGGCAACAUGCCCGGACUACGUGCCUGUCACAUGUGAAGUCGGGCUGUUCAACAUAUGUGCUUGUGGCAUCGACACCAACGGCGACCCGUUCUGCUUUGCUAAUGACAACUGUGACGAUACACCCACCUGCACAUCAAACGCGGAAUGCGCCGCUGGCAGGAAGUGCCUUGAUGUUGGCCCCUGCUGUCCUGGGGAAGAAGGGUUGGGUCACUGUUUUGUGGAGGCGCCUCCUGGGACUUGCCCGCCUGCUUGUGGGCAGGGAGCCGGUGCCCAGUCGCUGGCAAACCCGAGCUCGGGCGAGUGUGCAGGUGGUAUUCUGUGUGCUGCCUGA